Molecule: messenger RNA, 4688 nt
Organism: Prionailurus viverrinus (fishing cat)
Lineage: Eukaryota; Metazoa; Chordata; Mammalia; Carnivora; Felidae
Gene: USP53
Product: ubiquitin specific peptidase 53
Exons: 16
Coding region: 800-4135 (1111 amino acids)
Biological process (GO): protein deubiquitination; sensory perception of sound; response to auditory stimulus
Cellular component (GO): cell-cell junction
Molecular function (GO): cysteine-type deubiquitinase activity
Source: RefSeq, a predicted model, not a curated record
UCGCAGGUGUCACUGUCCUGACUGGCCCUUGGGUGUUGGGGCGUGUGCGCAUGCUCCGUGCUCCGGGUCGAGCUCUGGGCGGCGAUACCAGACGCCACUGCUCCAGUUCCCGGUGAACCUCGGCUACGAUGGCAGCUGUUAGUAUCUGCCGGGUGUUGGCGUGAGGCAGAGCUGGGCCAGCGGGAGGUAGCCCUGUGGAAGUGGAAGGCCCGUGUUUCUCUACCUGGACCGCACGCUCCUCUCGUUAGGAGGGCAGAGCUCAAGAUUUGCUUUGAAGUCACGUUGAUAACAAAUAUGGAGUCACCUUUGAUAACUUCACCUGGAAAAGAGAAUCUUCUUAUUAAAAAAACAUAAGGAAAACAGAUGACCAAAGGAAUCGUGCCAAAUGCGAACUCAACAUCUUUUUGUAUCAUCUGGUUUUUAAAUCAUCAAGACAAAUGGCUUGUACUUCAAAGAAAAUUAUUUGUUCAUUGACAUUGUUUUUAGCAGUUUAAAAAAAAAAUCUUUUUUUUUACCUUAACUAUACAACUCUCUUAUAAAAUUAAACACAUAUAAAAAUUUUAAGGUCAUGUUUAAAAUAGCUUUCUUUUUUAGAACUUCAGUGUUUGUGUACCCUAUUUUUGCUUGACAAAGUCAUCAAAAAUUUGCGGCAACAGGAAAGAUAUGGACUUGGAAACUUAUAUUAUAAUUGACUGCAUUGAAUUUAAGUGGACAAUUCAAGACAUCAUCCCUUCUAUCAUCAGAAAUAUCAUGUAAAAUAUAUAAUUCUUAGCUUUAAUGUAAACAGAGUUUCUUGAAAAUGGCAUGGGUGAAAUUCUUACGGAAACCUGGUGGCAAUCUUGGAAAAGCUUAUCAGCCUGGAAGUAUGCUGUCCCUAGCCCCUACCAAAGGCUUAUUAAAUGAACCAGGACAAAACAGCUGCUUUCUUAAUAGUGCUGUACAGGUUUUAUGGCAAUUGGAUAUAUUCCGAAGAAGCUUACGGGUUCUAACUGGACAUGUUUGUCAGGGAGAUGCCUGUAUAUUUUGUGCAUUGAAGACAAUAUUUGCACAGUUUCAACAUAGUCGAGAAAAAGCACUUCCUUCGGAUAAUAUAAGACACGCUCUAGCAGAGAGCUUCAAAGAUGAGCAGCGAUUUCAGCUGGGCCUUAUGGAUGAUGCUGCAGAGUGCUUUGAAAAUAUAUUGGAGAGGAUUCAUUUUCAUAUAGUGCCAAGCAGAGAUGCAGACAUGUGUACCUCUAAAUCUUGUAUCACUCACCAGAAGUUUGCCAUGACUCUGUAUGAACAGUGUGUGUGUCGUAGCUGUGGAGCAUCAUCAGAUCCUCUACCUUUUACAGAAUUUGUGCGGUACAUUUCUACAACAGCCCUAUGCAAUGAAGUGGAAAGAAUGAUGGAAAGGCAUGAACGUUUUAAGCCUGAAAUGUUUGCAGAGUUGCUACAAGCAGCAAAUACAACUGAUGACUAUAGGAAAUGUCCUAGUAACUGUGGCCAAAAAAUAAAAAUUCGCCGUGUUUUAAUGAAUUGCCCAGAAAUUGUUACAAUUGGUUUAGUCUGGGAUUCUGAGCAUUCUGACUUGACUGAAGAUGUUGUUCGGAAUCUAGCAACACAUCUUUAUCUUCCUGGGCUUUUUUAUAGGGUUACUGAUGAAAAUGCCAAAAAUAGUGAACUUCACCUCGUUGGUAUGAUCUGCUACACCAGCCGACAUUAUUGUGCCUUUGCUUUUCAUACCAAGAGUUCCAAGUGGGUAUUUUUUGAUGAUGCAACCGUGAAAGAGGUUGGAACUAGAUGGAAGGAUGUGGUCUCCAAGUGUAUCCGAUGCCACUUCCAGCCACUGCUUUUGUUUUACGCAAACCCAGAUGGCACAGCAGUUUCUACUGAAGAUGCACUUAGGCAGGUCAUCAACUGGUCACAUUAUAAAUCUGUUGCAGAAAAUAUGGGAUGUGAAAAGCCCAUAAUUUAUAAGUCAGAUAAUUCAAAAGAGAAUGGAUUUGGUGAUCAGGCAAAACAGAAAGAAAUUCAGAAAUUUCCAACAGAUAAUAUUUCAUCAUUUAAUCGGAACCACAUUCAAACCAGUGGUGGUAGAGGGCCAGUUAAGUCAAGUCACAAUGAUCAAAGGGAAAAAAUAAAAGACAUUUCCAGAGAAUGUGCUUUAAAGGCCAUUGAACAGAGAAACUUACUUUCGUCACAAAGGAAGGAUUUGGAGAGGGGACCAAGAAAAGAUUUGGGCCGACAUAGAGAUUUGGUUGAUGAAGACCUUCCACAUUUCAAGUCUGGAUCACCUCCUGCCCCAAAUGGCUUUAGGCAAUAUGGAAAUCCACAUCUAUAUCAUAGUCAAGGAAAAGGACCAUAUAAGCAUGACCGAGUUGCCCAUCAGAGUCGAGCUUCUGCACAAAUACUGAGUUCAAGUAAAUCCCAGAUUCUUGCCCCAGGAGAGAAAGUUACUGGCAAAGUUAAGAGUGACAGUGGCACUGGAUAUGAUACAGACAGCAGCCAAGAUUCUAGGGAUAAAGGAAGCAGUUACAGUGGCAGCAGUAAAAGCCGGAACCGAGGUUGGAAACCCAUGAGGGAAACAUUAAAUGUUGAUAGUAUUUUUAAUGAAAGUGAAAAAAGGCAACAUAGUCCAAGACAUAAAUCAAAUAUCAGUAACAAACCUAAAUGUAGCAAAGAUCAGAGUUUUAACAAUUGGCCAAAGGAGAACCCAAAGCAGAAAUGUUUAAUGACCAUAUACGAAGAUGAAAUGAAGCAGGAAAUAGGAGGCAGGAGUUCCCUUGAAUCAAAUGGAAAAGGAGCAGAGAAAAAUAAAGGCCUCAAAGAGACUAAAGUUUAUGGUGACAAUUGGCAGAUGCAGAGGACUGAGUCUGGAUACGAAAGUAGUGAUCAUGUCAGUAAUGGAUCUGCUAAUUUGGAUUCACCUGUUAUCGAUGGAAAUGGUACAGUAAUGGAUAUCAGUGGUGUUAAAGAAACAGCAUCCUGCAGUGACCAGGUUAAAACAAGCAACCUAAAUAUAGAAUAUAUCAACUGUUCCUCCCAACAGAGCAAAAACUACUUGGAAGGCUUCAGAAAAGAACUCAAGAAUUUGGAAGUAGGCUGUAAAUCUCCUGAGUUCCACCCAGAGUCACAUCUACAAAUAAAAAAUCCUUUGAUAAAGAGGUCACAUAUUAUACAUGAAACGAAUGGAAAGUUGUUCCCUUCGUCAGGUCCACAGAUACUGAAGGACACUGCAGCAAGAGAGCAUAUCCACCAGUCAAAUGAACAGAAACUUGAAACAUCAAGUGAAUGCAAAUUUUCUGAGUGGCUUAAUACAGAAAAUUCUGAGAGAACAGGUUUACUUCUUCACAUUGAUGAUAAUUCUGCUUCUGGAAAGAUAAUGAACAGUAAUGAAAUAGUCUUACCAUCUUCUUUGUGGUCCUCACACAUGAGACCUGUCAGGUUAAAGCCAGAAACUGCUCCCCUCAUCGAGCAGCAAACUAUGAUGGAACAGUGUUCCUCUGAGAAGUCUCUAUCCAGGGAACAUAUAAUUCAGUCAGCCUGCAGAUCUGAUGGUCAGAUGCCAAACCUUGUUAGCCAUAAUCCGCCUCCUUUGCCACCAAAGAAAUAUGCUAUAACCAGUGUGCCACAGUCAGAGAAAAAUGGUUCCACACAUAAUGUCAAACUUACAGAGACAUUUAAAGCUAAUUCUUUUAGUCUUCCAAAGCACAGUUUAAGUCCGGAUCCAGAACCAGGUUCAGAAGUGGGUACAUACAUGAAUGAUGAAAGACUUAAGGAAACAUUUCAAGUAAAAGAGCAUGUUGGCAACACACCAAACUACCUGUCUGGCUCUUCAACUAAAGAUUUUCAGGCAGACUUGGGUACAGUUGUUGAUGAGUUUUGCCAACCAGAAAUAGACUCUAGUUCUACUUGUCCAAAUGAGACCAUUUCAUUAACUACCUAUUUUUCAGUUGAUAGCUGCAUGACUGAUACAUACAGACUGAAAUACCAUCAGAGGCCCAAGCUCUAUGUUCCGGAGAGCAGUGGUUUUUGUAAUGAUAAUUCGCUAUCCCAGAGUGAAAGAGGGCUAGGACCGGUGUUACACAAUAGUCUUGGUUCAAACUGCCCUUCUGAGCAAAGAUACAAACCUAGUAUACAUUGUAGUAGAUAAAUGAUGAAACUGGUAAGCUUAUACUUCUCAGAGGCCAUUAAAAAUAAUAGGAAUUGACUGACCAAACCUGGUAAUACAUGAAAUUAAAACCAUGGCAUUUUUAAAGUCAUUAAUCGCUUUAACUUUCUAUAUAUAUUUUUUAUUCUGUGAUCAACUUAUUGGAUAUUUUAGAAAUUCCCUUUGAAUAGCCUUGGCGUGCCUGCAAAAUAGAAAAUUGGGGGGUAUGCAAAAAGUCACUGCUGCAAUUGAAUAAAAAUGUACUUUUUUCCUUUAUGUGUGGCUAACAGACCCAUAAGUAUUAAACUAACCAAUAGUCACAUAUGCAGAUUGAUAAACUAUGCUAAUGGAAAAAUACCAGGUGAUACAUAGUUUGUGUAGUCAAAGCAGUAUUUGCUUUACUAAGAAGCACUUUCUAAUGGGUAAGGAACCAAAGGAGGGCUUCACCCAUUUGUUUUUGACUUCUGUGAUAGUCUAUUACAUGCAAUCCCUUUAAGUGUCUUAAAAAAUAUCAACCCAUGAAAUUGAUAGCAUUUGAAAAAGAAAAAAAAAGCCU